AUGAAGAAGUUUUGCCCGAAGACAAGCCGCUGUUCGUUGCCUCAGACGAAGAGUCUGACGGAGCCGAGUCUGAGCCUAUCGUACAACGACGAAGCUCCGCAGAGAAGAAUAAAUAUGAUAGAUUUAUAGCAGGAGCAGAGGCUCUCAGAACGCGCUCUGAUUCUCCGUCUAUUUUCGGUGCACCGCAAGCCGCUGUAUCUUUUGGGACCGUCCAAAAGCCCCUGGAGUCCCCCAGCACCGCACCAAAACAGCGUCUGGGCGGGAGGCUCUCCCUGUCUCCUACACAGCAGCCUGGAUCAGAGCAAGCCGGCACGAGUUUUGCACCGCAAGCAGCACCGUCUGUGUUCGGUGCACCGCAGGCAACACCGUCUGUGUUCGGUGCACCGCAAGCCGCUGUAUCUUUCGGAACCGUCUCAAAACCCUUGGAGUCCCCCGGCACAGCUCCAAAACAACGUCUGGGCGGGAUGCUCUCGCUGUCUCCUACACAGCAGCCUGAAUCAGCGCAGUCCAGCACGAGUUCUGCACCGCAGGCAACAUCGUCUAUCUUCGGAGCACCGCAAGCCGCUGUAUCUUUCGGAACCGUCUCAAAACCCUUGGAGUCCCCCAGCACAGCUCCAAAACAACGUCUGGGUGGGAUACUCUCGCUGUCUCCAACACAGCAGCCUGAUUCAGCGCCGUCGUUGGUCCCUACAAGAGCUCCAGCAGCGCCGCCCACGCUCUUUUCACAACGAAAUGAAUCAGCGCAGCCCGCUACGAGUUUUGUACCGCAAACAGCGUCAUCGUCGGCCUCUACACCAGCUCCAGCAGCGCCGCCCACGCUUUUUUCACAACGACGCGAAUCAGAGCAGCCGGCUACGAGUUUUGCACCGGCUACGAGUUUUGCACUACCAGCAGCGCCAUCAUGGGCCCCUACAGAGCCUCCAGCACCUCUUGCAGCGCCCCCCAUACUUUCUUCACAGCAACGCGAAUCAGCGCAGCCGGCUACGGCUUUUAUACCGCAAGCAGCACCGUCGUGGUUCUCUACACCAGUUCCAGUAGCACCACCCGUGUUAUCUCCACAGCAACGCGAUUCAGAGCAGCCGGCUACGACUUUUGCACCGCAAGCAGCCCCAUCGCAGAUCUCCACACAACCUCUAGCAACACCGCCUGCGUUCGGCGCACCCCAGCCUGAACCAGAGCAGUCUGAUAGGAGUUUCGUGCAGCAAGCGGCGCCACCAGAAGCCCCCACGCCACUCGAUCCCGGAAGAGGAGCAAUCCAAGCCGAGAAAGAUCGAGCCUUGGAUGUUUUCGCGGAGGAACUAUUCAUGGACGAGGCUAAUGGCGUCAUGAAGCAGUUCUGCGAACACUUCAUGCAGGGCAUUGUUGCUGAAGAGAUGAAGAAGCUCGAGGAAGAACAAGCGCUCCAGGAAGCUGCAAAGUUCCGUGCAUCGAAGCUUGCGGUCAAGUAUGGUCGACUUUGGUGGGAGAACGCGUACAAGAAGAAGCUGAUCCGUCGCGGAGCCGAGCGUCGCGCAAAGUUCAAAGCUUCUUCGCUGGCGACUCCUCUAAAUGAUGUUUCUAACAUCGAUUCCUCCUUGAAUGGUGCAAUGGGUCCUCCGAAGUCGCGGCGCUCAAGGCGCGACAGGCCUGCCUCACAAGGCAGCGCAGGUCAAGCUGGAACACCAAACGGUGUCUCAAACGCCAAUGGCUCCAAUGCCAACAGACACUCUUCCCAAUCCGGAGCAGCUCCGGAGGCGUCAUGGACGUCUACUGGUUCCACUUCUAGUCGCUCGCGCAAACCCUACGAUGUAGAUGCCGAACUUCGCAAGACUAGGGCUAGUGACGCAACUCAGUCGGAAUACUUCCUCAGGAAGACUCUUGGGUAUUCUGAACCACUGUCCCCCACCAAGCCAUCUACCGGCAAGCGCAGCAGGGCCACGGAGGCAGACACGGACACCUCACCAGGCGACCAGUCCUCCAGCAAGCCGAAGCGGCCGCAACCAUCCCGGAUCCCAAAGCACAGCCCUCCCGCCCUCUUCGAUGACGCCGCACGCGCCCGUCUCCGCUCCUCCCAACCACCCAAGACAGACGAGGAGCGCCAGGCCCGCGUCGCCGCGGUCAUGGCGCGCCUCAACCGCCCGGCCAGGAACGCCUCGCCGAUCAACAACUUCCUUGCGGCCACCGCCGGUCGUCGUCGCCGCUCCAUCCCCGAAGACGUGCUGCAAGCCGCGCUCGCCGACCCCAUGGCCGCGAGAGUCGCCAACAUCUACGCCGAAUUCGACGAGACCGAGCACUUCUACCGCGAGAUGCUGGCCCAUCUCAGCCGCUCCCGCUCCUCCAGCGGGAAGAAGACAAUCUCGCCACCCGACGCCAAGAAGCAGCAGCAGCAGCAGAAAAAGGCUGUCCUCAACGGCGUCGCGAAAUCCACCACCAAGAAACCUAACGAGGCGCCAAAACCGGCGUUCUAUGGCCGCGUGAGCCGCUUUGUGCCGCGCGAGCUGUACGGGAAGGGCGUCGCCGCGCUGCGCGCCUCGGGGAUCGGGAGGAAGGAUAAGGGGAAGGGGAAGAUGGUGGAGUCGGAACCGGAGGCGGCGCCGACGCCGGACUUCUUUGUCGACUCGGAGGAUGAGGCUGGGGAGGAGAUGGAGAGCUAUGGCAGUGGGCAGUACAGCGACGAGUACAGCGGUGGGUUUGAGGAAGAGGGCGCGGAGGAGAUGGAUUGGGCGAGUGAGGAAGAGGAGGAGGAAGGGGGGUACGCCCGCCCGUCGAAUUCGGGCUCUGGCUCGGGCUCUGGGUCAGCGUUUGGCGGGAAGGCGGGGACGAGUGCGGAGGAUGCGAUUGAGUUGUAGAUGGGGUUUUGGCGCGGAGGAGGCGAGAUGCGAAGCGUGUGGUUUGGACCCUUUGGUCCUGUUUGUGGAAGGGGGAGCGAGCAUGAUUGAUGAAUAUAGUUAUGAUACCCGGAGCGUGGGCGCUUGAUGUGAGCGCGCUGCAGCGAUGAGCAAUGUAGAAUAGCUAUGGAAUUAGAGAUUCGAUCAAUUGC
Molecule: messenger RNA, 3019 nt
Organism: Mytilinidion resinicola
Lineage: Eukaryota; Fungi; Ascomycota; Dothideomycetes; Mytilinidiales; Mytilinidiaceae
Exons: 2
Coding region: 465-2828 (787 amino acids)
Source: RefSeq, a predicted model, not a curated record